CCCAGAGCCUGUUCCCAUGGAGGUGGCAACAAUGAGAGCAGUGUGUUCCUUUCCAUCAUCUCCAUGGGUCAUCCAGCUGCUUGACUGGUACUGCAUAUCCACUGAGCUUAUGUUGGUCCUAGAAUUGCCUGAGCACAGUGUGAGCCUUUUUGACUUUGCACAGAACAACAGGACAACACUGACUGAGAAGCGAGCAAGUCUAAUCUUCCAUCAGAUAGUAAAAGCCAUACAGCACUGUCAUGGCCGUGGUGUUUCUCACAAUGAUCUGAAGCUUGACAAUGUCCUCAUAGAACUACCCACAGAGCAAGUGAAGAUCAUAGACUUUGGAAAUGCACUCUUCUUGGAACCAGAAGAAGGUAGUCAACAUGUAGGAAUGGGUUUUUAUGCUCCACCCGGGUGUUUUCUUCAGAACAGGAGUCGAACAUUCCCUUUAACGGUGAAGACAUUGGGAACCUUGCUAUAUGAAAUGCUCUGUCAGUCCACUUAUUUUGAGCGUGAAUUCAAGAUCAAUCACAACAUCUUUAAUUGCAAACGUCAGCUAAGUAUGGAAUGCAGAGAGUUAAUUCACUGGUGCCUAAAACCACAACCAUCUGACCGACCAACACUUGAGGAAAUCUUGGUACACCCCUUUGUGUCUUUGGGUCUACAUUGAAAUGCCUUUCUCUGCAUACUAUGCAGGAAGAUGUCAUUCACAAGAAGCAGGAGAUGUAUGUUUUGAUAUAAAUUGACAGGAGAGGAGCCCAUGAAGAUGACGAUUAGUCUUUAGUUGCAUUUAGCAGCAGACAUUCUACUGAGACCACUUAAAGGACCACUGAAGAACCUGUCAAAAAACAUCAGCUCUUCAGAAACAUCUUGAAACCAGUAUAGCCGAACAUGGAAUUGGUGGAGAGUAAAGGCAAAGAAAUGAAUACACCAUGCCACCAAAAUGAAUCUGGAAAAAAAUCUAUUAAAAAAAAAGUUAUCCUCAGCUUCAUUAUAGAACUUGUAAUAGAAAGAAAACCUCUUUAAAUGUAGUGUACAUGAGAAAAUACUCAUGGGAAGAAGGAGAAUUGUUUCCUAAAAUUUCACACUACAUAACCAAAGAAUGUUCAUAGAUGAAUAUGUGUAAAGGUUUUCACAUGCAUAUAUUGUUUAAGGACACCAGAACCUGUACAGUACAUAAAUAAAAGUGAUAUUCACUUCUGCUGUAGGGAUGUGAAAACAAAUACAGAAACUUAAAUGGUGUAAUUUACUCAGGAAGAAAGGAGUCAUAUUGCAGGUGCUUGUGUAUUAACAUGUCUGUUUUCAUGGGUUCCUGACUAACUAAAAGCCAAUCAAAUGGCACACAAGGCAGAUGGUGCAUCCAAAAUGUCUACAGUAAGAUUUCUUAUCUACAGUCUGAAGGCCUCUGUAGCUGCUGACUUUUACAGCCCAGUCUUUUUAUCAGACACCACAUUGUGACUUUUAUUGAACUUUUGUUUUACUAACUUUGCACAAAACUUCUAGCACUUCAUCUUCAGAUUUAAAAUGUUCAAUGCAGCAUGUGUUUUGCUUUCCCAUAAAGCAUUACACAUAAUAAUCAGUGUUUAAGACAUUUUAAAACUAGAACCUAAAGGACUUUUAUUAAUUUAAAUACAGUAUUUACUUUGAAGAUGUGGGCAGCAAAUAUGUAGGCCGUAAAGAUCUGGACAUUGACACAGAUCAAUGAAUAUACACAAGCCUGGUCUGCAACAGAAUUAAAAUCUUGCAGUGCUUCCUUAUAUUUCCUGCUCUGUGCCCAAGUAAAUACAAAUCAUCAUCAAUACACUAUUAAUCCAAUUGCCCUUUAUUCACUCAGAAUAUGGAAGCAAUGUAGGAAGCACUUUAAGACAGAGAAGCUUUUAUAUGUUGCACCUCAAUGUAGCAACCAUCUUUUUCUACCCUCUCAAACAUACACAGUAUUUAAUGUUUGAAAAAUGUCCAAGAUUAAAACACUUAGAGAACUGAAUAUUUCUAAUGUAUUUGCUUCCUACAAAGAAUUAUGCUUCAACUUUAACU
Messenger RNA from Erpetoichthys calabaricus (reedfish), 2016 nucleotides. Its product is annotated as serine/threonine-protein kinase pim-3-like. Lineage: Eukaryota; Metazoa; Chordata; Cladistia; Polypteriformes; Polypteridae. The transcript is spliced from 5 exons. Gene Ontology annotation, molecular function: ATP binding; protein serine/threonine kinase activity. Bases 17 to 652 code for a protein of 211 amino acids. The record is from RefSeq and is a predicted model, not a curated record. Gene Ontology annotation, cellular component: cytoplasm. Gene Ontology annotation, biological process: negative regulation of apoptotic process; protein autophosphorylation; regulation of mitotic cell cycle.